Spea bombifrons (plains spadefoot toad) is the source of this 1058-nucleotide messenger RNA. RefSeq names its product WAP four-disulfide core domain protein 8-like. The transcript is spliced from 7 exons. Gene Ontology annotation, molecular function: peptidase inhibitor activity. The record is from RefSeq and is a predicted model, not a curated record. NCBI's taxonomy places the organism in Eukaryota, Metazoa, Chordata, Amphibia, Anura, Pelobatidae. Gene Ontology annotation, biological process: innate immune response; antibacterial humoral response. Gene Ontology annotation, cellular component: extracellular region. Bases 1 to 996 code for a protein of 331 amino acids.
AUGGCUUGUGCCGACGUCUUGCCAGGACCCGAGGAGUCGUGUCCCAGCUAUGAUAUUAAAGACGCGGGGAGCCUUCAGUGUCCUUUCAUAUUCUGCACCAGCGAUAACGACUGCCGCCUGGAUCAGAAGUGCUGUCUGUCUGAUGAAAGCCAGAAGUGUGUGAAGCCCCAGCCCGAUGUUCUAAAUGUGUGUCCUCCGUUUGAUCCUGCGAUCUGCCCGCUGGCCAGACCUGGACCCGAUGAGUGCAAAACCGACGUCCAGUGUCCCAGAGACAAGAAAUGCUGCUGCUCCAACUGUGGCUGGAAGUGUGUCCCCCCCGUCCAAGUGAAAUACGGCCGAUGCCCUCCCAUACUGGCGAAGUGUAAAACGCCUACUCCAGUCCCAAAAUGUAAGCAGGACAGUGACUGCCCUAACAAAAAGAAGUGCUGCGAUAUAUGCGGGAAGAGCUGCUGGGACCCCGAAGAAGAGCCUUUUGGGUCUUGCCCCGACGCUGGGAUCGCCGAGGCGAAGUCUCUCCGGUGCUCCUCCGUCACGUGCAGCCGCGAUGCGGAUUGCGCGGCGGAUGAGAAGUGCUGCGCGUCGCGGGGGAAACAGCAAUGUGUCAAAUCUCCGACAGAGGUAACCACUGUUUGUCCUCCAUCGAAGGCCAUAACGUGUGUCAGCGGGAAAGCACAGAGCGACGACUGUCGGAGUGACGCCGAUUGCCCCAAGUCAAAGAAAUGUUGCUGUUCGAGUUGUGGAGCCAAAUGUGUCUACCCUAUAAAACGUGAGAUAAUGAUUGGUAUCCCGACAUCAUUCACUAAAGUCUCUUCAUCAAACCUGCGAGACAUUUUAAUAGCCCUCGGAAAAGCAGGCCGUUGCCCACUUGUCCAGACCAUCUGUGCUGCUUUCCCCUCGGACCCACAGUGCGACACUGACACAGACUGUCCCGGUGAUAAAAAGUGUUGUGAUAUCUGCGGCAGGGUCUGCAGUGAUCCUAAACCCGGUAACGUAUGAUCCUAAGAAGACAGAGAAAGGAGACCGGGACAGCCUUAGGUCUACAGGACCAGAGGAGAAGA